This is a messenger RNA of Paramecium octaurelia, 611 nucleotides long. The record is from the annotation of a GenBank genome assembly. NCBI's taxonomy places the organism in Eukaryota, Ciliophora, Oligohymenophorea, Peniculida, Parameciidae.
AGAUUAAACGUAUAUCUGUCUGAAUUAUCAUAAUGUAUAUGUUCUAAAGUUAUUUAUUAUUGAGAAAUUAUGCUUCAGAAAUGAGUAAUGAUAAGACAUACAGAUCGAUUCAGGUGCUGAAUUAAAAUUAGCAAAUUUAAAAACUGAUUCUAAAAAGGUAAUGUUCUUAAAUUUGGAUUGCAUCAUGUGGCAGUUUUAGGUGCAACUAAGAAGGCAAAAUUAGUCCGAAUUAUUUUUGAUGUUGAUCCAAUCUAAUUGGUUGUUUGGUUGUCUCAGUUAUGCAGAAGACAGGAUGUUCCAUUUGAAUUCAUUAAAGGUAACAUUCUUUGGAAUCACUUCAAUUAGAUAAGACAAGAUUAGGGCAUUGGUUCAUUCAAAGACAGCCAUUUAUGCAGCCUUGAGUGACUUUUGAAAGAGGAUCAAGCUGGAUUCGAUAAUUUAGUAAAGAAUUCAAUUUAAAUUAUUUUAAAAGGCUCGAGAUUUAAGAUAACAUUAUAAUGAGAACCAUGAGUUAGUAAUAACUAUUGAAGGAGGUUAAGUUGAAGUAAAAUCGAAGUAUUAAUAAGAGGCUUUAAAGAUAGCUUUAGAAUUGGAAGAACUGAAAAAAAAAC